Dipodomys spectabilis (banner-tailed kangaroo rat) is the source of this 3258-nucleotide messenger RNA. RefSeq names its product RAB11 family interacting protein 3 (gene Rab11fip3). Gene Ontology annotation, cellular component: cleavage furrow; endocytic vesicle; recycling endosome membrane. The record is from RefSeq and is a predicted model, not a curated record. The transcript has 15 exons. Gene Ontology annotation, biological process: endocytic recycling; regulation of cytokinesis. Bases 104 to 1837 code for a protein of 577 amino acids. NCBI's taxonomy places the organism in Eukaryota, Metazoa, Chordata, Mammalia, Rodentia, Heteromyidae.
GCCCUCGCCGCCGGGCCGCGGGCCGGCCGCGGGCCCGGAGGACGGCGCUCGCCUGCGCGCGGUGUUCGACGCCCUGGACCGAGAUGGGGACGGCUUCGUCCGCAUGGAGGACUUCAUCCAGUUCGCCACCGUCUACGGGGCGGAGCAGGUAAAGGACUUAACCCAGUAUUUGGAUCCAAGUGGGCUUGGUGUGAUCACUUUCGAGGACUUCCACCAAGGGAUCAUGGCCAUCACAAACGGAGAUCCCGAUGGCCAGCUGUACAGUGUGGAGCCUGCCCAGGAUGAGGGUCCCACUGCCUGUGUGGACGAGUUUGACGACUUUGUCACCUAUGAGGCCAACGAGGUGACGGACAGCGCAUAUAUGGGCUCUGAGAGCACCUACAGCGAGUGUGAGACCUUCACAGACGAGGACACCAGCACCCUGGUACACCCUGAGCUGCAGCCUGAGGGGGACGCCGACAGCGCGGGCGGCUCGGCCGUGCCCUCGGAGUGCCUGGACACCACGGAGGAGCCGGGCCACGGGGCGCUGCUGCUGCUCCCGGGAAGGUCGCGCUCGUGUGGCCAGGCUGUUGUGAUGGUGAUUGGCGGAGAAGAGCAUUUUGAGGACUACGGUGAGGGCAGUGAAGCAGAGCUGUCCCCAGAGACUAUGUGCAACGGUGAACGGGACUGCAGCGACCCUUCCUUUCUUACCCCCAGUUCCGACCCACUUGCUUCAAAGCUGCGCAACAUCCUCACUGAUGAGGCCUUUGAGUUUUACUGUAGCCAGUGCCACAAACAAAUCAACCGCCUUGAGGACCUUUCUGCCCGCCUGAAUGAUCUUGAGAUGAAUAGCCCAGCCAAGCGGCUCUCCAGCAGGAAGGUGGCAAGGUACCUGCACCAGUCGGGGGCUCUGACUAUGGAGGCCCUGGAGGACCCUCCCCCAGAUCCCGCAGAGGGCCUAGAGGAAGACAUUGCUGACAAGGUUGUCUUCUUGGAGAGGAGGGUGUCAGAGCUGGAGAAGGACAGCGUGGCUGCUGGGGAGCAACAUGGCCGGCUGAGGCAGGAGAACCUCCAGCUAGUGCACAGAGCCAACGCCUUAGAGGAACAGCUGAAGGAGCAGGAGUUGAGAGCCAGUGAGAUGGUCCUGGAAGAGGCCCGGAAGCAGAAGGAGCUCUUGUGCAAAAUGGAGCGCGAGAAGAGCAUCGAGAUUGAAAACCUGCAGGCCAGGCUGCAGCAGCUGGAUGAGGAGAACAGUGAGCUGCGGUCCUGCACGCCCUGCCUGAAGGCCGCCAUCGAGCGUCUGGAGGAGGAGAAGCAGAAGUUGCUGGAUGAGAUUGAAGAGCUGACACUGCGGCUCAGUGAAGAGCAAGAGAACAAGAGGAAGAUGGGGGACAGGCUGAGCCAUGAGAGGCACCAGUUCCAGAGAGACAAGGAGGCAACGCAGGAGCUUAUUGAGGACCUCCGGAAGCAGCUAGAGCAUCUGCAGCUCCUCAGGCUGGAGACAGAACAAAAACGGGGCCGCAGCAGUAGCCAGGGUCUGCAGGAGUACAACAGCCGUGCCCGAGAGAGUGAACUGGAGCAGGAGGUCCGAAGGCUCAAACAGGACAACCGCAACCUGAAGGAGCAGAAUGACGAGCUGAAUGGACAGGUCAUCACCCUCAGCAUCCAGGGCGCCAAGAGCCUCUUCUCCACAGCCUUCUCUGAGUCCCUGGCUGCAGAGAUCAGCUCCGUCUCCCGCGAUGAGCUCAUGGAAGCAAUCCAAAAGCAAGAAGAGAUCAACUUCCGCCUACAGGACUACAUCGACAGGAUCAUCGUGGCCAUCAUGGAGACCAACCCGUCCAUCCUGGAGGUCAAGUAGAACAGCAGAGCCCUGGGCUGGUCCAGGGCUCCAUGAGUACACUGGAGUGGCCCUGCCUCACCACUCCCAGCUAAGGCCCCCAGACCCCACAGCCGGCUGAGCCGGGGGCCGACAGGCCCUCACAAGGCCGGGCUGGGCACGUGAAGACGGGCUGCGGAAGGUGGAGGGUAGUAAGAAGCCAGGAAGGGAAGCCCAGGUAGCAGACAAGGAGCGAGGCUGGGCCUGCUGCUGGCUCCGCCCUUCGGGGGAGCCAGGGCCCCUCACCCCGUCACCCAGCCCACAGUCACCUGUGUCUUCUCAGCAGUGGUGGGCUUGGGGACAGUCUCAGGCUGGGGUGAGCCACCCUGUGUCUCCUCUGUGGCAGACCCUCUUCCCGCCAUGCGGCCCUAUGGGAAGAGCCCGCAGCUUUCUACUCAGGCCUCCUGACAGGUGCCGCCCACGCCUGGCAUGCGAGCCCUGGGCCCUCACGGGGGAUGACGGUGGGGGUAGGACAGCAGGCAAGGCUGGCGCGUGUGAGUCGGGCUGGGAGUGGCUCAGGUUGUCCACCAGGCGGCCGUCAGGCCACAUCUGGACCAGGGCCCCAGAGCCUUGCAGUCACUCCGAUGGCGUGAACCUCGCUGCUCUUCCCUCAGGUUCUGCCCCUCCUGUGGGGCCCUAGGCCAGGAGCCCAUCAGGAGCCUUUGCUCUGAGCAGAGGACUUGAGAACUCCCUUCCCGGAUGGGUGGACAUACUGACCCCUCUGCCUCUAGUUGCAGGUGCUGCUUCUUUGCAGAGAUGUGACUUUCUCUGGCCGCCUAGAGCCUAGCACCCGAUAGUGCAUAGUGCCCAUCACUGCCCUGGGUGAAGGCACGCUUCUCAGGCCUCUGGAACCAGGUUUCCCUUUUGGUGUCUGACUAAGUCAUAAGGGUAUAUUUUGUAGGAGGGCAGGCUGGGAGACUGCACACAGACGAGGGACAGAGGAGCCCUUACCACCCUACCCUGCACUGCCCCAGAGUGGCAUCACCCACAAGCUGCUCGACCUGCCUGGGCCUGGGCCCUGGCCGGCAGCCCCAGUGCCCCGGGGUGGCUGGAAUCCCGCCACAAAGACUGUCUGUCCACUGUGUGCGAGUGUGUGCACGCCAGCAUGAGUGUGCACACAGGCGUGCGUGUGCGUGUGCUCACACAUGCUGCCUGCAUCCCUCCACUGCCCCCACCCACCCUCUACACUACAGUUUAAGAUGUUGCCGCAUAUUGUACAUUUUGGGGAAAGCCUUGGGUGUAAAUCAGUGUAAACUUGGAGGAGAGAUUUUUCUAUCACGUAGAGUAGGUAUUUUUUAUAGAUUGAAGGUUGAUCAAUUUUUUUAAUACUUUCCAGAGAGAAAACUAUCUGUGUAUACACAUGAAAAAAAUAUAUAUAUAUAUGUAUAUGUAUAAUAUAUAAA